CUCUAAACACACCCGUAGUAGACAGUCUAUGAAAUACAUGGAAAUACGCGGACCAUGAGAGUACAGUGGGCGAGCUAGCUACACCACAGAGGUAAGGUUUUAAAUGUAUUGUAAGAGAACGUUUCAGUAUAUUGCGGUCAUUCCAAUGAAAUGGGUGCGUUUUGCGUCCCUUUUAUAUUUUAAGUAGAAAUUGUGCACCAAUAUUUAAUUUUAAAAACCUCUUAUAUUAAAUUAAGUGCCCUUUAAAUAUAUACCACAUAGAGAAUUCAGUGUGUCUGAUUUUGUUAUGUGAAUAAAGACUUGCUAAAGUGCCAAUAUUCUGCAUUUUGACAUAACCCUUGUUACAGAGGUGCACCUCUGUGACUUCUAGGAAGAUUUUAACCCCAAAAUGUCUCCCAAGUUUUUACCAUAAUUGUAAAGUUAUUUUUAAUGCUUUGACAAAUUCAUUUCUGAACAUUAUUUAAUGUGAUUCAUUUAUGUUUGUCUCUCAUUUUAAGGUCAACCCUGUUUUGUGAACUGAACUCUCAUCUUAAUAUGGUGAAACUUCCUUUUUAAAUAUUUGUUUCAAAAGAAACAUUGAACAUCUAAUAGUCAAAUCAUAGUGUAAAAGCAGGUGAGCUGGUUCUACUCUUUGUGGCCAUUUGCUGGUGUCUUUGUGGCCAUUUGCUGUUUUUUUUGUGAUGGGGAAACUAAGCGAUUCUAGCAUAACAUGUAAAAGCUGUUAUGCAUAGACAGGCUGGAAAUGAUAACCUAACUUAUUACCAAACUUUGCAUCUGCACUGUAUUUCAAGUAAAUGUGUUUUCGUAAAUUUCUGUGGAAAUUGUUAAAAGUCAUCCUUGUGCGUAGAGUUGUAUGGUUUGUUUAACUUUAAUCAUUGGUGUUUGUUUGGCAUACAUUUUAAAGUGAAAAUUCUGAGUCUCAGCAUCACUCUGUUACCUUGGAAUAGCCCCCUCUUACUUUACUGGGCACUUAAUAGGCACAUAGUAUUUUCGUUAUUAGAACACUUGAGACUUUUUUUUAAUGAAGUUGCACAUGUGGUCUUUAUGAUAGAAUGGUAAAACUAGGUGAAAUCAAGUUGUUGUUUCCAUUUUUUUCAUCUCCCCCUACCUCUCCGCACCCCUCCCUGUCGAAUCCGAUAGCGGGAGCGCAGCCCACAGUUUUGGAACCAUAGGUCUAAGUGUUCAUGGGAUAACAGGUUCUUUUUCACAACUAUUUUAAAGAUGUCAAGUGGCCUAAUAUUAUUCAAGAAAGUGAAGCUAUUGCAUUUUACAACACAGCCCUUUCCAUUUUAGGCAAAACUUUUGUUUAUUUCAAAAGCAGAUGCUGGGUUCUUGAUAAUUUAUGUACGGCAACCAUUGAGUCAAAGGAAAGGCCUGUGUGUAAUGGGCAUGGCUGAUCCCUUGAUGAUGGAAUGAUGCCCUGCAUUUUGCCUUCAAAAUUCUAAGUUUAGGUAACUGAUCCUAUAUCUGCAUUUCAGAGGCAGAUUUCAACACUGGCUUAACCCAAAUUCAUAGAUGUGUGUUAUCUUUCCUAGGAGACAGAAUGUAAGAUGAGACUCCUAUAAACCACUCAAGAAGCGUGUUCAGACCGUAAGUUAAAAUCUUUUGGAUGAUGGCACAGACAGAGGGGUUAUUUGGAACUAUCCUUGUUCAUGAGUGACUUACCCUGGUUCUGGAGAGCUUUGAACUUUGACCCCAGUCCAAUGCCGCUCUACUCUGCCCAAUGCAGACUAUGAUGUGUGAGUCCUCCCUGAUGCGAUGCCUGCAGCUGUGUGUGUCCUUACUGAUGGUGGUCAGACUGCAGUGUGAGUGGACAUAGCACUAGACAUAUUGAUACAUUUGUCUUUUUAUUAGGAAGUUCACAAAUGUUGUGGCAAUGCACAUGUUUCCACCAACCAAUAUGUUGUAUACAGUGCUAGACAUUUACAUGCCACAAGUGCAUGAGUUGUUUGACUGAUCUGUGAUCCUUGUUGACCACUCCCCUAUCCGUGUCCCAGGCAAGGUAACGGCCCCUGAGCGCGUGGAGGCCCCAGUGGAGCUCCCCUUCACUCUGUCCUGCAUGGUGUCUAAGGGGCGUGGGGACAGCCUGAAACAGGUGCGCUGGCUGGAUGUCCAGAACAAGACCCUGUUGACCUACGAGCCCAGCCAGAAGGACAGCGUGAGUGGCCAGCAGCAUGUAGAGCUGGCCGCCUCCCCCAAGGAUACCUCAGCCAUCACCAUCCGCAGGGUGGGCUUCAGAGACGAGGGCUGCUACACAUGCAUUUUUGACCUGUACCCCUCGGGAUCGCAGGAGGGACACACCUGCCUCACUGUCACAUGUAAGUAGAGGAGACCGUUCAGAUUUACUCUGUGCCAUUGCGGUGUCACUCUUUGAUAGUAGUCGAAGUGUCACACCUGAGUACAUGAGCAUGUACCAAACAUUGUUGAAUCAUUUUCACUUUCCUGUGUGUCUCUUUCCUUCCCUCCCCUCUCCUGAAUUGGUGAUAUUAGAGGAGUUAAUAUGGCAACUGAGAGAUGAAGGAAGGGGACAGAGGUUUUCUGUAUUCAGAUCCAGUGGCUGGAGGCAUUAACGGGAGAAACCCAAUUUGAGAAAGAAAAAAGAGAGGAACAGAAAGAAAGGGCUGGACUGAAAAUGUUCUGGUCAGCAGCAUGGGCACUCCGAUAAAGUUUUCUGAAUAAAAAUGUCUACUCUAUUUUCUGCCCAUCCUUUUGUUUGGUGCCCUAUGUUGUUCUCAGUGGACUCUCAGUGCAUGCUACCUUUCUGGAGACCACAAAAUAGAAUCACACACCUUUCCCUAUUCACUCCUCUUUUGUUAAACCUCUAUACCAGGGUUCCCAAACUGGCGGGUGAUUUUAUUUAUUUUAUUGUUAGACAUAAAAGACUAAAAACACCAAGUGUUUUUAAUUUUGGAAAUCUGUUCCAAAGUAUUACCAUGCAUAACAGAGAUACAGUUGAAGUCGGAAGUUUACAUACGCUUAGGUUGGAGUCAUUAAAACUAGUUUUUCAACCACUCCACAAAUUACUUGUUAACAAACUAUAGUUUUGGCAAGUCGGUUAGGACAUCUACUUUCUGCAUGACACAAGUAAUUUUUCCAACAAUUGUUUACAGACAGAUUAUUUCACUUAUAAUUCACUGUAUCACAAUUCCAAUGGGUCAGAAGUUGACUGUGCCUUCAAACAGCUUGGAAAAUUCCAGAAAAUGAUGUCAUGGCUUUAGAAGGUUCUGAUAGGCUAAUUGACAUCAUUUGAGUCAAUUGGAGGUGUACCUGUGGAUGUAUUUCAAGGCCUACCUUCAAACUCAGUGCCUCUUUGCUUGACAUCAUGGGAAAAUCAAAAGAAAUCAGCCAAGACCUCAGAAAAAAAAAUGUAGACCUCCACAAGUCUGGUUCAUCCAUGGGAGCAAUUUCCAAACGCCUGAAGGUACCCCGUUCAUCUGUACAAACAAUAGUACGCAAGUAUAAACACCAUGGGACCACGCAGCUGUCAUACCGCUCAGGAAGGAGACACGUGCUGUCUCCUAGAGAUGAACAUACUUUGGUGCGAAAAGUGCAAAUCAAUCCCAGAACAACAGCAAAGGACCUUGUGAAGAUGCUGGAGGAAACGGGUACAAAAUUAUCUAUAUCCACAGUACAACGAGUCCUAUAUCGACAUAACCUGAAAGGCCGCUCAGCAAGGAAGAAGCCACUGCUCCAAAACCACCAUAUAAAAGCCAGACUACGGUUUGCAACUGCACAUGGGGACAAAGAUCGUACUUUUUGGAGAAAUGUCCUCUGGUCUGAUGAAACAAAAAUAGAACUGUUUGGCCAUAAUGACCAUCGUUAUGUUUGGAGGAAAAAGGGGGUACUUGCAAGCCGAAGAACACCAUCCCAACCGUGAAGCACGGAGGUGGCAGCAUCAUGCUGUGGCGGUGCUUUGCUGCAGGAGAGACUGGUGCACUUCACAAAAUAGAUGGCAUCAUGAGGAAGGAAAAUGAUGUGGAUAUAUUGAAGCAACAUCUCAAGACAUCAGUCAGGAAGUUAAAGCUUGGUCGCAAAUGGGUCUUCCAAAUGGACAAUGACCCCAAGCAUACUUCCAAAGUUGUGGCAAAAUGGCUUAAGGACAACAAAGUCAAGGUAUUGGAGUGGCCAUCACAAAGCCCUGACCUCUAUCCUAUCGAAAAUUUGUGGGCAGAACUGAAAAUGUGUGUGCGAGCAAGGAGGCCUACAAACCUGACUCAGUUACACCAGCUCUGUCUGGAGGAAUGGGCCAAAAUUCACCCAACUUAUUGUGGGAAGCUUGUGGAAGGCUACCUGAAACGUUUGACCCAAGUUAAACAAUUUAAAGGCAAUGCUACCAAACACUAAUUGAGUGCAUGUAAACUUCUGACCCACUGGGAAUGUGAUGAAAGAAAUAAAAGCUGAAAUAAAUCAUUCUCUCUACUAUUAUUCUGACAUUUCACAUUCUUAAAAUAAAGUGGUGAUCCUAACUGACCUAAAACAGGGAAUUUUUACAAGGAUUAAAUGUCAGGAAUUGUGAAAAACUGAGUUUAAAUGUAUUUGGCUAAGGUGUAUGUAAACUUCCGACUUCAACUGUAUAUGUGAUCGUAUACAAAUGUAAGCAAGGUUUUAAACUAUUGUUUUAGUGAAAUAUUAUAUAUGUUUGGGCUUCUUGCGGUCAAUUUUCAGUCUACUAAAUAUUUGUAAUUAUGUUUCGACCCGUGACCACCCUCUCAAGAAAAUAAUUGUCCUGAGGCUGAAUCUACACUGAACAAAAAUACACACGCAACAAAUUCAAAAGACUUUACUGAGUUAGAGUUCAUAUAAGGAAAUCUGUCAGUUGAAAUAUAUUAAUUAGGUCCUAAUCUGUGGAUUUCACAUGACUGGGAAUACAGAUAUGCAUCUGUUGGACACAGAUACCUUAAAAAAGGUAUGGGUGUGGAUCAGAAAACCAGUCAGUAUCUGGUGUGACCAUCAUUUGCUUCUCACAUCUCCUUCACAUAGAGUUGAUCAAGCUGUUGAUUGUGUCCUGUGGCAUAUUGUCGAUCCAGAGCAUCCCAAACAUGCUCAAUGGGUGAUAUGUCUGAGUUUGCAGGCCAUGGAAGAACUGGGACAUUUUCAGCUUCCAGGAAUUGUGUACAGAUCAUUUGCAACAUGGGUCCGUGCAUUAUCAUGCUGAAACAUGGGGUAAUGGUGGCGGGUGAAUGGCAUGACAAUGGGCCUUAGGAUCUCAUCAUGGUAUCUCAAAUCAUCAAAUUGCCAUCGAUAAAAUGCAAUUGUGUUCACUGUCCGUAGCUUAUGCCUGCCCAUACCAUAACCCCACCGCCACCAUGGGGACUCUGUUCACAAUGUUGACAUCAGUAAACCGCUCACCCACACGACACCAUACACACUGUCUGACAUCUGCCCGAUAUAGUUGAAACCGGGAUUCAUCCGUGAAGAGCACACUUCUCCAGCGUGCCAGUGGCCAUCGAAGGUGAGCAUUUGUCAAGACCCUGGCGAGGACGACGAGCAUGCAGAUGAGCUCCCCUGAGAUGGUUUCUGACAGUUUGUGCUGAAAUUCUUCGGUUUUGCAAAGCCACAGUUUCAUCAGCUGUCCGGGUGGCUGGUCUCAGACGAUCCCGCAGGUGAAGAAGCCGGAUGAGGAGGUCAUGGGCUGGCAUGGUUACACGUGGUUUGCGGUUUUGAGGCCGGUUGGCUGUACUGACAAAUUCUCUAAAACAACGUUGGAGGCGGCUUAUGGUAGAGAAAUGAACAUUCAAUUCUCUGGCAACAGCUUUGGUGGACAUUCCUGCAUUCAGCAUGCCAAUUGCACACUCCCUCAAUACUUGAGACAUCUGUGGCAUUUUGUUGUGUAACAUCUGCACAUUUUAGUGGCCUUUUAUUGUCCCCAGCACAAGGUGCACCUGUGUAAUGAUCAUGCUGUUUAAUCAUCUUCUUGUUAUGCCACACCUGUGAGGUGGAUGGUUUAUCUUGGCAAAGGAGAAAUGCUCACUAACAGGGAUGAAAACAAAUUUGAGAGAAAUAAGCUUUUGAUGCAUUUGGGACAUUUCUGCUAUCUUUUAUUUCAGCUCAUGAAACAUGGGACCAACACUUUACAUGUUGCGUUUAUAUUUUUUUCAGUGUAGUUGAUGAUCCCUGUUCUAUACUAUAGAGAUUUUCUCUGAUGGAUGUAUAGAGAUGUCAUGACUCCCAUCCCCAUAUGUUUUUGUUUUAUGUUCUGAUAUCAGCAUGUUAAAUUGAAGCUGUGGGAGCAUACUCAUGUGUUAUUGAUGGGUCCUGUGUGGUUACUGACCGCUGGCUGAGGAGGGGAGGGGAGGGGAUGCUCAUAUUGACAAUCAGAAACAGCUGUUGCAGACAGAAAGCUAGAUGCACAGAUUGUAUACCAUAGUUUGUGUGUGUACUCUGCCUGCCUGUCUCUCUGUCUCUGUCUGUGUCUGUGUUUCUACUCUUUUCAGCCUGUGUUAGCAUAUUCUUUCCCCUCUCCUACAGCACGUGUGACUGCAGAGGGUAACAAGACAGCGGUGAGUGGUAAGGCAGCAUCCCUGUCUUGCUCCUAUGGGCUGCCAGAGAAGGUACAACAGGUGCUGUGGAGACAUACAGCAGAGCAGCGGGACUCAAGCGAAGUAGCCUCCUAUGCUAAACGCAGCGACCCCAUGAUCGAGCCGCCCUACCAGGAGAGGGCCUGGCUGACCCCCUCCCUCUCCCACAGCAAGCUGUCCAUCAGACCGGUCAGCGUCCAGGAUGAGGGCUGCUACACCUGCGAGUACCACACCUACCCAGAGGGCACCAAGAGCGCUACCGUCUGCCUCACUAUCUUUGGUAGGAAGGGUUACUCUACAUAUUCCUUCCUCACUGUCUUUGAUAGGGUUAUAAGUUAAACAUCCUCCUCACUGUCUAUAGUAAUGAGUGUCAUCUAUAGUAAUGAUGAUUGAUUAUAAUGCCAGCAUACCCACCUUCAGGUGCUUGUGUUUUACACUGUGCUGUGUGUGUGUAACUCACAGUAGGGUGUGAGCCUGAGUAGUGCAUGAUGUUUGAAUCCCCAGCAUGACAGUUAAUAUGAUACAGACCUGACUGUGCUGAACGAACCAGACUGGUGAAUGCUCUCUUUCACUCCAUAGAGAAGAGUUAUUACUCCUCUGGUACAGUAAUAUACAGUGCAGACCCUAAGGUGAGGAAUAAUAUUAUAUGCUGUUAUUGUGUUUGGCUGAUGGUGGUCAAUGUAUUCUGAAAUAUUAGGUUACAGCAGUGGGACGUUUUUGUUUGCUUCUGCAUAGUUUCAUCUAGUGAAGAGGGGGAGAUAAUUUGACGUUUGUGUGGGUGUGAAAGUGUGUGUAUGUGUGUUUGUGCGUGCAUGCAUGCGCUCUGACCUCUGUGUCCACUGGCAGCAUUGACAGUCUUAAAUGAUGGAAAUUGUAGUAGUGACAAUGAAAGAGGCAGUAUAACAAUAUGCAGCUCCUCCUGGUUUGACUACUGCUGCUACAGUAUGCUAUAGCACAGAGGUUCUCCCUGAACAGCAAUAUAUUACAUGUGGGCUGGGACUGGGCAGGUCAGGAGUCCUGCACCUGCAGUCAGCUCUAAAGGGAUCGAGGUGGAAAGGAGUGUCUCUACAUAUUGUGCUUUUCCUGACAUGGUUAUGGCUGAGAUGGAGAGGUACAGUCUGUAGGGCUGUGUAAUUAAUGGAUGUUGCUGGUAAGGGCUCUUCAGGAAUGAGGUUCAGGUGGGAUUACUUCCAGGUGGAUUAUCUCCCUGAUUUACUGUAAAAUGCAUGAGACUCAUGCGCACGCACACACGCAUGCAUGCAAAUACAGUACACACACACAUCGUUCAUUUCAAAUCUGUGUCAAAUCAAUGUUUGAUUAUCAUUAGUUUUCCGGCUGUUUGAAGUUGUGGUGUUUGUGUGAUUAAGUGAAACACAAACCCAGGCUGGUGGUGUGUCUGCCUGAGGUAGCACGGCCAGAGAGUUUACAUUGGCACUGAAGAAUGGAUCUAUUAAAGGGAGAGGGGGGAGGAAAGUGUGACACCCAAAGUCAUGACUGUAUUACUGUUUCACGCAGACAGUGCUCCCUACUGUCUCAUCAACCCACCCUCUCUCGUGCUUUCUCUUUCUAACUCUCUUUCCUUCUUCUCUCAUUCUCGCUCUCCCUCGCUCUCUCCGUCUUUUCCCUGUCAGUCAAACAGCAAGGCUUUUGUCUCAAAUGGAACUGACUACGAUUCCAGCAGAAAAGCGUGAGAGAUGCCGGAGAUAGCAUUUUUCUCGCGCUUUCUUCACCACUGCCAUCUCACUCUCUCACUUUCUCUCUCACACUCUCUCUACUUCUACUUCUGUCUCUCUACUUCUAUCGCUCUCUGUCUCUGUCUCUGUCUCUGUCUCUCUCUCUGGCUCUCUCUCUCUCUCUCUCUCUCUCUCUCUCUCUCUCUCUCUCUCUCUCUCUCUCUCUCUCUCUCUCUCUCUCUCUCUCUCUCUCUCUCUCUCUCUCUCAUUAAUGUACUGUAUGAUAUCACAGUGCAAGUUCCUCCAUGGUUUGCCCCACCUCUACCACAGAUCUUCUCCAGAUUGGUGGUUCAUAUGGUUCACUGUAGAAACAACUGUGAAGACACUGCUGCUGUCAGGGCCAAAUAUCUGUCUCAAUUCCAAUGAAUAACAUUCCUUCCACAGCUCUGAGAACAAAACAUUUUAAACAGAGGCGAUGUGUUGUUUAUGGAGCUCAAGUACACAUGUACAGUGCAUUUGGAAAGUAUUUAGACCCCUUCACUUUUUCCACAUCUUGUUACGUUACAGCCUUAUUCGAAAAUGGAUUAAAUAAAUAAAAAAUCAAAAAAAUUCCCUCAGAAAUAACCUUAUUUCUAUAAGUAUUCAGAGCCUUUGCUAUGAUACUCGAAAUUGAGCUCCGGUGCAUCCUGUUUCCAUUGAGCAUCCUUGAGAUGUUUCUACAACUUGAUUGGAGUCCAGCUGUGGUAAGUUCAAUUGAUUGGACAUGAUUUGGAAAGGUACACACUUGUCUGUAUAAGGUCCUACAGUUGACAGUGCACGUCAGAGCAAAAACCAAGCCAUGAGGUCGAAGGAAUUGUCCGUAGAGCUCAGAGACAGGAUUGUGUGGAGGCACAGAUCUAGGGAAGGGUACCAAAAAAUGUCUGCAGCAUUGAAGGUCCCACAGAACACAGUGGCCUCCAUCAUUCUUGAAUGGAAGAAGUUUGGAACCACCAAGACUCUUCCUAGAGCUGGCCGCCCAGCCAAACUGAGCAACUGGGGGAGAAGGGCCUUGGUCAGGGAGGUGACCAAGAACCCAAUGGUCACUCUGACAGAGCUUCAGAGUUCCUCUAUGGAGAUGGGAGAACCUUCCAGUAGGACAACCAUCUCUGCAGCACUCCACCAAUCAGGCCUUUAUGGUAGAGUGGCCAGAUGGAAGCCACUCCUCAGUAAAAGGCACAUGACAGCCCUCUUGCAGUUUGCGAAAAGGCACCUUAAGGACUCUCAGACCAUGAGAAACAAGAUUCUCUGGUCUGAUGAAACCAAGAUAGAACUCUUUGGCCUGAAUGCCAAGCAUCACGCCUGGAGGAAACCUGGCACUAUCCCUACAGUGAAGCAUGCUGUGGCAGCAUCAUGCUGUGGGGAUGUUUUUCAGCGGCAUCCUAGUCAGGAUCGAGGGAAAGAUGAACAGAGUAAAGUACAGAGAGAUCCUUGAUUAAAACCUGCUCCAGAGCGCUCAGGACCUCAGACUGGGGCGAAGGUUCACCUUCCAACAGGACAAUAACCCUAAGCACACAGCCAAGACAAUGCAGGAGUGGCUUCGGGACAAGUCUCUGAAUGUCCUUGAGUGGCCCAGCCAGAGCCCGGACUUGAACCCGAUCAAACAUCUCUGGAGAGACCUGAAAAUAGCUGUGCAGUGACGCUCCCCAUCCAACCUGACAGAGCUUGAGAGGAUCUGCAGAGGAGAAUGGGAGAAACUCCCCAAAUACAGGUGUGCCAAGCUUGUAGCGUCAUACCCAAGAAGACUUGAGGCUGUAAUCGCUGCCAAAGGUGCUUCAACAAAGUACUGAGUAAAGGGUCUGAAUACUUAUGUAAAUGUCAUAUUUCAGUUUUUUAUUUUUAAACAUUUGCAAAAAUGUCUAAACCUGUUUUUGCUUUGUCAUUAUGGGGUAUUGUGUGUAGAUUGAUGAGGGUUUAUUUUUUUUGAAUGAGGCUGUAACGUAACAGAAUGUGGAAAACGUAAAGGGGUCUGAAUACUUUCCGAAUGCACUUUAUUCACAAGCUUGGUGUAUUCACACAUUGAUGUUAUCUGUGACAUUGAUUCUCUGCCCAAAUAAGUUUGGAUAAUUUGUACUCCCUCCUCUGUUUAUCUUUCUUAAGCCCACACUCAGUUAUUGAUGUCAGAAUCACAAAACUAGACACAUCUCAGUGGUUAACUUGGUGUAACCCACCUAAAGCUUUUAGAAUUUAUUUUGUGUUCCAAGUAAUCAAAAAUAGUCUAUAGCCAGGAACUAGUUGUAGUUACAGUAGGUCAACCCACCUGAAAAACACUGAUUCAGUAAACCCAAUAUUGAUUUUUGGUUGUAUCUGUGUCUUCCCCAGUACUGCCUAAACCCCAGGUGAGCUACAAGAACACGUCUCCAGGGGUCAUCGAGGCCAACUGUACAGCUGUGUCCCGGCCCCCGGCGGAGAUAGUGUGGAACGUGGAGAGGGACAACCGAACUAUGGGACCCCCUGUGACAUCACAGCUCCAGCAGGGGGACGGAACCACCCUGGUCAUCAGCACCCUCACCGUCCAAUCAGGGCUGCUGAAGGACGUGUCCGUCAAAUGCCUGGUCCACCAUAAGGGUCUGGAAUCACCCAUCGCUGUUUCUAUGAACACCAAGAGUGAGUGAGACACACAAACACACACAGAUACAGACACACACACACAUCUUGGCUCAGAGUUUACACUUGUUUUUAAAUUAGCUGCUUUUGGGAAAAGUAGCCUGACCAAACCAGACUAAAGCCAAGAAUACUGAUCCCUGAGGGAUGGGAUGAACAAUGUCUGCCAAACAAUAAUGACUGAUCCUAAACAGUGUGUAAGAGUUUAGAUCUGUUUUUGUUGAAGUCAUUGCCAAGCAGGUUUAGUUUACACCUCCAAAAUGAUUGUCUCCCUUGAUAAAGAUGAGCAAAAAAGACUGUAUGAAAUAAAUAAUACAAAUACUGAGCUAUAUUGCUUUCUCGUUUAACAAGUAAUAUUUGUUUUCUCAAAAAGAUAGGGGUCAAAAUGAUUGGCAUCCCUGUUUUCAAUACUUUGUGCAACUCCCCUUGUGAGGAUAAUGGCACUGAGCCUUUUUCUAUAAUGUUUUAUGAGAUUGGAGAACACAUUGGGAAGGAUCUUAGACCAUUCCUCCAUACAAAAUCUUUCCAAACCCUUGAAAUCCUUUGGUCUCCGCUGCCUGCCCUCUUCAAAUCAAACCACAGGUUUCCCAAGGAUUUAAGUCUCGAAACUGAGAUGUCCAUUGCAAAAUGUUGAUUUUGUGGUCAAAUAACAAUUUCUUUGUGGAUUUUGAUGUGUGCUUGGGGUCAUUGUCUUGCUGGAAGAUCCACUUGCGGCCAAGUUUUAGCUUCCUGGCAGAGGCAACCAGCCCAAUAAGAUAAACAAUCAUCACCAUAUUUUACUGUAGAUAUGAGGUUAUUUUCUGCAUAGGCAUCCUUUUCGAUGCCAAACCCACUGCUGGUGUACGUGGCCAAAAAACUAUAUUUUCAACUAAUCUGACCAUAGCACCCGGUUCUCAUCCUAGUGCCAAUGCUGUUUAGCAAACUCAAGGCGUUUACAUUCUUGGUUUCUCUCAAUUAAGCCUUUUUUUCUGACAACCCUUCCAAAAAACCUAUUGGCAUGGAGGUGGCGUCUAAUUGUAGAUUUGAAGACCCCAAGAUGCGACGAAGUUCUGUAAUUCUCAAUCUGUGGCCCUUGGAUUUCCUUUGCGUCCUGAACCAUCUUCCUCACUGUGCGUGGGGACAAGAUACUGUACAUAUGCGUCCUUUUCCAGCAAGUUUAUCACUGUUCCAGUGGUUUGAAACUUCUUAAUUAUUGCCCUAAUAAUGGUGAGUUGUAUAUUUAUUUAUAAAAAACUAUUUAUUUACCCAUUGUUGGAUUUAUGAAGGCCAGUUAACCUAGUUGUUAAGAGUGUCUGGCCAGUAAUCGAAAGAUUGCUGGUUAGAAUCCCCGAGCCGACUAGGUGAAGAAUCUGUUAAUGUGCCUUUGAGCAAGGCACUUAACCCUAAUUGCUCCUGUAAGUCAUUCUGGAUAAGAGCGUCUGCAAAAUUACUUAAAUGUAAUGUAAAUGUCUCUUCAUUUUUUAGUUCUUUGCCUUUCAUUUAACCAGACGCUCUUAUCCAGAGCGACUUACAGUUAGUGAGUGCAUACAUUUUCAUACUGGCCCCCCGUGGGAAUCGAACCCACAACCCUGGCGUUGCAAGCCCCAUGCUCUACCAACUGAGCUACAGGAGGCCCAUGGUAAGGGAUGACAAAGGGUUUUUACAUGAGUGUUAGCUCAUUUUUAUACCCCAGUUAAACGGGAAGCCAUGGAAGGCCACAAUUCUACAGUUCCUUAAACUGAGAUAAACUGAAAAAAAGUAGAAUGUUAAUGCAGAUUAGAUUUUGGUUGAUUUUAUUUAUACGUAUCUUUAGGGGUGCCGAUAAUCUUGACAAUUAUCUUUUUGAGAUUAGUUGUAUUACUUUAUUAAAAUAUUUUUCUCAAUUAAUUGUAUUAGUGUAAAAUAAUAUAAUUUCCCUUUUUUUGCAUACAAUAUAUACAAUAUACUGUAGCUCAGUAUUUGUUUUGUUUAUUUUAGUAUUUUUUGCUCCAUCUUUAUCAAUGGUACCAAUAGUUUUGGAGGUGACUGUACAUAAUGAAAUGAAAACUACGUUAAUCUGAAGCGGUUUAAACCAAUUAACAUUCUUUGUAGUUUUAUCAAGUUUGAUUUGUUGCCAGAUUUUGUCUCUCUCGAUCCUCUAUCUCUCUCACUGAAUCUCUGUCUCCCGAUCCUCUCGGUAUCUCAAUCGUCUCUCUCUCUCUCUCUCUCGAACCUCUCUCUCUUGAUUCAGUCUCUCUCUCGAUCCACUCUCACUGAAUCUCUCUCUCGAUCCUCUCUCCCUCGGCCCUCUCUCUCUCGGUCCUCUCUCUCUCUCUCGGUCCUCUCUCUCGAUCUUCUCUCUCUCGAUUCUCUCUCUUGAUCCUCUCUCUCUCGAUCCUCUCUCUCUCGAUCCUCUCUCUCUCGAUCCUCUCUCUCUCGAGCCUCUCUCUCUCAUCUCCUCUCUCGAUCCUCUCUCUCGAUCCUCUCUCUCUCUCUCUCCUCUCUGUCUCUCUCUCCUCUCUCUCGAUCCUCUCUCUCUCUCUCGAUCCUCUCUCCUCUCUCUCGAUCCUCUCUCUCUCAUCCUCUCUCUCUCGAUCCUCCUCUUCUCUCGAUCCUCUCUCUUCGACUCUCCUCUCAUCCUCUCUCUCUCUCUCCUUCUCUCUCUCAGAUCCUCCUCUCUCUCUCUCUUCUCUCUCUCCCUCUCUCUUCGAUCCUCUCUCUCUCGACUCUCCUCUCUCUCCUUCAAUCUCUCUCUCUCUGAAUUCCGCUCUCCUCUCGAUCCUACUCCCUCUCUCCUCAUCUCUCUCUCAUCUCUCUCUCUCUAGAUCCUCUCUCUCUAGUCCUCUCUCAUCAAUCCUCUCUCUCUCGAAUCCUCUCUCUCUGAUCCUCUCUCACUCAUCUUCUCUCUCUAUAUCCCUCAUUCUCGUCCUCUUCUCUCUCUUUCUCUAUCCUCUGCUUUCUCUCAAUCCUCUCAUGUCUGUCCUAGUCUGGACAGUCUCUUCCAUCCUGUCUCGUCACUGAGAUGCUCUCUGUCAUAAUCCUCUCUCUCCUCUUGAUUCUCCUGCGAAUGCAGAGAUCUUCGUUCUCAUUCCUCGCAUUCUGGAGUGUCCACUUCCUCUCAUAAGUUUCUAUUUACUUGCAGUCGGUUUCUCCUCCCUCGUUGUUUGUCUGUUGGGAAUGUUUGACUCAUUGAUCUCGGUGGCUAUGUUUUGGCUCUGCUGGUCAUAUUGUCCUGUUCUGCUCUGGAUAGUGUUUCUGCCAGGAACAUAGGUGUGUAUCCGUUGCAUCGCCGAUUGUCACAGGUGAGGUGUCUCUGUGACCCAUAGAGUCCUUUUUACUUGUGCCCGAUGAUGCAGGUAAAAUUUGCCUCCUGAUUCUGUAGAGAAGUUGACCUCAUUGAUGACUGGCUAGUUUUUGAGUUAGGCAUAGUGUUGUACCACCAUGACAUCAGUGGGAUAGGGUUUUUUGAUUUGAGUGUGUUUUGUGUGUGUUGGGAAUUGUGUAUGUGUGUUGUUGUGUGUGUUCUGUGGGUGUUUUGUUUGUUUCUUCAGUUUUGUUGUUUGGUGUGUUGAUCUGGCCCACCCCUCAUAUCAAAUAUCUGACUGUUUUGGAUAGAGGUUUAUUGUGCCAUGUGUUGUGGAUGGACACCCUCAUAGUACAACUAGUGUUGGAUGAGAGUCUUAUAUUUUAUUGUGUGUUUUGUGUAGUCUGGAACAUAAGUACAUACACUGUUUGGAUGAAGGUUAGGUGCCCAUUUUGUGUGUGUGUGUGGCCUUAGGUAACAUGUCCUAUAAAUUUGUGUAGUGCACACGGUUCUCAUCCUAGUGCCCAUGCUGUUAGCAAACUCAAGGCAGUUUACAAUUCGUGUUUCUCUCAAUAAGCCUUUUUCUGACAAACCCUUCCAAAAACCUGUUGGCAUGGAGGUGGCGUUCUAAUUGUAGAUUGAAGACCACAAGAUGGACGAAGCUCUGUAAUGAUCAAUCUGUGGCCCUUGGAUUUCCUUUGCCUCCUGAACCAUCUUCCCACUGGGGCGUUGGGACAAGAUACUGUACAUAUGCGUCCUUUCCAGCACGGUUAUCACUGUUCAGGGGUUGAAACUUCUUAGAUUAUUGCCCUAUAAUGGUGGUUGUAUAUUUAUUUAUAAAAAAACUAUUUAUUUACCCAUUGUGGGAUUUAUGAAGGCCAGUUAACUAGUUGUUAGAGUGUCUGGCCAGUAUCGAAAGAUUGCUGGUUAGAAUGCCCCAGCCGACUAGUGAGAAUUGUUUAAUGUGCUUUGAGCAAGGCACUUAAACCCUAAUUGAUACUGGAAGCAUUUGGAUAAGGAGCGUCUGCAAAAUUACAGUAAAUGGUAAUGUAAAUGUCUCUCUUCAUUUUUUAGUCUUUGCCCUUUCAUUUAACCAGACGCUCUAUCAGAGCGACUACAGUGAGUGAGUGACACUACAUUUUCAUACUGGCCCCCCGUGGAAUCGACCAACCCACAAACCCUGGCGUGCAAGGCCCCAUGCUCUACAAAAGAGCUACAGGAGGCCCCAUGGUAAGGGAUGACAAAGGGUUUUUACAUGAGUGUUAGCUCAUUUUAUACCCUAGUUAAACGGGAAGCCAUGGAAGGCCACAAUUCUACAGUUCCUUAAACUGAGAUAAACUGAAAAAAAGUAGAAUGUUAAUGCAGAUUAGAUUUUGGUUGAUUUUAUUUAUACGUAUCUUUAGGGGUGCCGAUAAUCUUGACAAUUAUCUUUUUGAGAUUAGUUGUAUUACUUUAUUAAAAUAUUUUUCUCAAUUAAUUGUAUUAGUGUAAAAUAAUAUAAUUUCCCUUUUUUUUGCAUACAAUAUAUACAAUAUACUGUAGCUCAGUAUUUGUUUUGUUUAUUUUAGUAUUUUUUGCGCCAUCUUUAUCAAUGGUACCAAUAGUUUUGGAGGUGACUGUACAUAAUGAAAUGAAAACUACGUUAAUCUGAAGCGGUUUUUAAACCAAUUAACAUUCUUUAUAGUUUUAUCAGUUUGAUUUGUUGCCAGAUUUUGUCUCUCUCGAUCCUCUAUCUCUCUCACUGAAUCUCUGUCUCCCGAUCCUCUCGGUAUCUCAAUCGUCUCUCUCUCUCUCUCUCUCUCUUGAUCCUCUCUCUCUUGAUUCAGUCUCUCUCUCGAUCCACUCUCACUGAAUCUCUCUCUCGAUCCUCUCUCUCUCGGCCCUCUCUCUCUCGGUCCUCUCUCUCUAUCUCGGGUCCUCUCUCUCGAUCUUCUCUCUCUCGAUUCCUCUCUUGAUCCUCUCUACUCAGAUCCUCUCUCUCUCGAUCCUCUCUCUCUCUAUCCUCUCUCUCUCUCGAUCCUCUCUCUCUCUCUCUGUCUCUCUCUGUCUCUCUCUCUCGAUCCUCUCUCUCUCGAUCCUCUCUCUCUCUCGAUCCUCUCUCUCUCAAUCCUCUCUCUCUCUCAACGCUCUCUCUCUCUCGAUCCUCUCUCUCGACUCUCCCUCGAUCCUCUCUCUCUCUCUCUAGAUCCUCUCUCUCUAGAUCCUCUCACUCAAUCGCUCUCUCUCCUCUCAAUCCUCUCUCUCUAGAUCCUCUCUCACUCAAUCUCUCUCUCUCGAAUCCGCUCUCUCUCGAUCCUCUCUCUCUCUCUUCAAUCCUCUCUUUCUCUCAAUCCUCUCUCGCUCUCUCAGUCCUCUCUCUCUCAAUCCUCUCUCACUCAAUCUCUCUCUCUCUCGAUCCUCUCUCUCUCUUGAUCCUCUCUCACUCAAUCUAUCUCUCUCUAUAUCCUCUCUAUAUCUCAUCUGUUUCUCUCUGUUUCUAUCUCUGCUCUCUCUCCCUCCCUCCCUCUAUUUCUGUCUAGUUGGGACAGCUUUGACCAUCCUGAUCUCGGUGACCACUGUAGCUGCUCUGCUGGUCAUAAGUCUCUGCUUCUGCCUCUGGAAGUGUUUCCUGCGCAAGGAAGACGGUGAGUGUAUCCCUCUCCAUCGACCGAUCUCAAUGGAGGUGUCCACUUCCCCCAUAAGAGUCCUAAUUUUAAACUUUGGCCCAGAGGAAAGCAGGAGAAAUUUCCUCCUCGGUUUCUGUAUGAGAAAUGUUCUGACCUCAUUGAUCUCGACUGGCUAUUUUUGAGCUCUCAGGCUAAUAGUUGUCACCACCAUGAUUCCAUGCAGCUGGGAUAGGGUUUUUCUCCAGGAAUCAUUCAGAGUGUGUUUCUGUGUGUGUCAUGGGAAUUGUGUAACUACAGUGUGUUUGUCCUGUGUGUGUCUCUUGUGUGAGACCUACAGUAUAUUGUUCCUGUUUCUUCAGUUUCCUGGUAUGUUCUGGCAUGUGUUAAAGAUUUCCUGACUGCCUCACCACCUUGACAUUCAUUUCAGAGGAAGUUGAUCUUGGAUGACCUGGUCUUUGCUGUUUGGAUGAGAGGUUUAUUGUGCCAUAGUGUGUGUGGAUGGGACCACCCUCAUAGUACAAUACUAGUGUUUGGAUGAGAGGUUUAUUGUGUGUGUGUGUGUGUGUGUGUGUGUGUGUGUGUGUGUGUGUGUGUGUGUGUGUGUGUGUGUGUGUGUGUGUGUGUGUGUGUGUGUGUGUGUGUGUGUGUGUGUGUGUGCUUGUGGAACCACCCUCAUAGUACAAUACUACUGUUUGGAUGAGAGGUUUAUGGUGCCACAGUGUGUGAGUGGUGUGUGUGUGGAAACACCCUCAUAGUACAAUAGAGGAUGGAUCUGAGGUCAUUAUCACAUUCAUUAAUUGUGUGUGUUUGAGCAGGUACAGUAGGCAUGGAUACACACUGGAAUAUAAUAGUGACCCAAUUUUGUGUGUGUGUGUGCCUUGGUCUCAGUGAGGAAAAAAAGGAAGUGUGAUACCGGGAGACAAAAGGGUUAUGGAAUUAUGCAUCCUUGGAAAUAUCGAACCUGUGGUUGGCAUUUGUAUGAUUUAUGAUGCUCUAAAGACAAAAGGACCGUUGUUUGCUAAAUAUAACCAGAAACCCUCAGGGACAAAGGUGCAUCCAUUCCUGGCUCCUGACUUAUGUGAGUUGGAGGAAUUGAACUCUCUAUCCAUGUCCCUAUGCUGACAGCUGUCUCCAGUCACUACAGAAGAAUGACAAACACGAAACAUUGCAGCUGGCCAGAUAGAGCUGUUUUCACUCAUCUGUUUUAGAUGCUAUAGUUCUUCUAAAUGGUACAGAGAACCAGUGGUGUAAAGUACUUUAGUAAAAAUAUUUUCAAGUACUACUUAAGCAGUUUUUUGGGGUAUCUGUACUGUACUUUACUUUACUAUUUAUAUUUUUGACUACUUUUACUUUUACUUCACUACAUUCCUGAAGAAAAUUAUGUACUUUUUACUCCAUACAUUUUCCCUGACACCCAAAAGUACUUGUUACAUUUUGAAUGCUUAGCAGGACAGGAAAAUGGUCCAAUUCACGCACUUAUCAAGAGACCAUCAUUGGUCUACCCUACUGCGUCUGAUCUGGCGGACUCACGAAACAGAAAUGCUUCGUUUGUAAAUUAUGUCUGAGUGUUGGAGUGUGCCCCUGGCUAUCCGUAAAAAAAGAAAAAAGAAGUGUGCCGUCUGGUUUGCUUAUUAUAAGCAAUUUGCAAUGAUUUAUACUUCUACAUUUACUUUUGAUACUUAAGUAUAUUUAAAACCAAAUACUUUUACUCAAGUAGUAUUUUACUGGGUGACUUUUACUUUUACUUGAGUCAUUUUCUAUUAAGGUAUCUUUACUUUUACUCAAGUAUGACAAUUGGGUACUUUUUCCACCACUGCAGAGAACCAAUACAAGAAGAUACCAUCCCAACUCCACAUGGGGGGAAUUGAGUCUACUUGCCCAUUACCUGCACUAGACCUGGAAAAAUACUGAGUAUGGUAGCUGACUCUCUGGCCACUCCUAUCUGUCAUACUGUAUCUUUAAUCUGAGUCUAGAGGAAGGUGUUUGUCCUCAGGCCUGGAGGGAAGACAAAGUCAUUCCGCUACCCAAAACUGGUAAAGCGGCCUAUACUGAUUAUAACAGCAGACCUAUCAGCUUGCUGCCUGCUCUUAGCAAACUGUUGGAAAAAAUUGUGUUUGACCAAAUACAAUGCUAUUUCUCUGUAAACAAAUUGACAACAGACUUUUAGCAUGCUUAUAGAGAAGGGCACUCAAUAUGUACCGCACUGACACAAAUGACUGAUGAUUGGUUGAAAGAAAUUGAUAAGAAGAUUGUGGGAGCUGUACUGUUAGAUUUCAAAGCAGCCUUUGAUAUUAUUGACUAUAACCUGUUGUUGAGAAAACUUAUGUUUUAUGGCUUUUCAACCUCUGCCAUAUCGUGGAUUUAGAGCUAUCAAUCUAAUAUAACUCAGAGGGUUUUCUUUCAUGGAAGUCUCUCUGUCAAACAUGUAGGGUUUGGUGUACCGCAGGGCAGCUCUCUAGGCCCUCUACUCUUUUCUAUUUUUACAAAUGACCUGCCACUGGCAUUAAACAAAGCCUGUGUGUUCAUGUAUGCUGAUGACUCAACCAUAUACCCCCCCCAUCAAUAUACAAACAUUACCGCAUGAACAAAAAUAACUUGUUUCAAAAAAUUCUAAAAAAUAAAUAACGGAAAAGUGGUGCAUGCAUAUGUACCCCCUUUGCUAUGAAGCCCCUAAAUAAGAUCUGGUGCAACCAAUUACCUUCAGAACGCAUAAUGACAAAGCAAAAACAGUUUUUUAUAUUUUUUUGCAAAUUUCUUACAAAUAAAAAACUGAAAUAUCUUUAUUGAAGCACCUUUGGCAGCGAUUACAGCCUCGAGUCUUCUUGUGUAUGACGCUACAAGCUUGGCCCACCUGUAUUUGGGGAGUUUUUCCCAUUCUUCUCUGCAGAUCCUCUCAAGCUCUGUCAGGUUGGAUGGGGAGCGUCGCCGCACAGCUAUUUUUAGCUCUCUCCGGAGAUAUUCGAUCGGGUUCAAGUCUGGGCUCUGGCUGGGCCACUCAAGGACAUUUAGAGACUUGUCCCAAAGCCAUGUGCUUAGGAUCGGUGUCCUGUUGGAAGGUGAACCUUCGCCUCAGUCUAAGUUCCUGAGUGCUCUGGAGCAGGUUUUCAUCAAGGAUAUCGCUGUACUUUGCUCAGUUCCCCUUUCCCUCGAUCCUGACUAGUCUCGCAGUCCCUGCCAGACGUGACGCUUAGCAUUCAGGCUAAAGAGUUCAAUCUUGUUUCUCAUGGUCUGAGAGUCUUUUAGGUGUCUUUUGGCAAACUCCAAGCGGGCUGUCAUGUGCCUUUUACUGAGGAGUGGCUUCCGUCGGGCCACUCUACCAUAAAGGCCUGAUUUGGUGGAGUGCUGCAGAGAUGGUUGUCCUUCUGGAAGGUUCUCCCAUCUCCACAGAAGGAACUCUGGAGCUCUGUCAAAGUGACCAUCAGGUUCUUGGUAAAUUCCCUGACCAAGGCCCUUCUCCCCCGAUUGCUCAGUUUAGCUGGGUGGUCAGCUCUAGGAAGAGUCUUGGUGGAUCCAAACUUCUUCCAUUUAAGAAUGAUGGAGGCCACUGUGUUCUUGGGGACCUUCAAUGCUGCAGAAAUGUUUUGGUACACUUCCCCAGAUCUGUGCCUCGACACAAUCCUGUCUCUGAGCUCUACGGACAAUUCCUUCGACCUCAUGGCUUGGUUUUUGCUCUGACAUGCUCUGUCAAAUGUGGGACCUUAUAUAGACAGGUGUGUGCCUUUCCAAAUCAUGUCCAAUCAAUUGAAUUUACCACAGGUGGACUCCAAUCAAGUUGUAGAAACAUGUCAAGGAUGAUCAAUGGAAACAGGAUGCACCUGAGCUCAAUUUCGAGUCUCAUAGCAAAGGGUCUGAAUAUUAUGUAAAUAAGGUUUUUCUGUUUUUUAUUUUUAAUACAUUUGCAAAGAUUUCUAAACCUGUUUUUGCUUCGUCAUUAUGGGGUAUUGUGUGUAGAUUGAUGAGGGGGGGAAAAUAAUUUAAUACUGUCGUGGAAAUUCUUACACAGGGACACUCGAAGUAAAUCUUAAAUGAAUCAUUGUUUAUUGUCAGCGCUGGAGAGGUGACCAACAAACUUGACACACCAUAGUGAACUUCUGUUAGGAGCUCUAAUGGGGCAGUCCCGUUAGUUCCCUUAUAUACUGACAAGUUAUAUUUGCAUGAUUUAGCUUAUUCAUCAUUCAUAAUUAAUGUUUGCUUCAUUCAUGUGACGACCAAUACUGGGUCAGGCAUGUGACAGACCAAUACCUCACGAGGUUUCUUCUCUCUAAGCUGAGACCUUGAAACUGAGAUAUCCCUUUCUCUAAACAAGGUUGUGGGCAUACUGCCAAAUUGCAGAUACUGAUAGUGAGGAUUCGUUCAAUCAGUCACUUGCAUGAACACAGAAAUUGGUUUAUAGAAAUGCACAAACAUAGAACAUAGAAAUUGGUAAAUAGAAAAGCACAAACAUAAAACGUUCCAUCACAAUACAUUUUAGAAUAAGUAAAAAAAAUGUGGAAAAAAUCAAGGGGUCUGAAUACUUUCCGAAUGCACUUUAUGCCAAUAAUAAAGAGACAUCCUGCUUUUUUGACACAACACUCCAAAAAGUCCUGCAGGCUCUAGUUUAGAUGUAUCUUGAUUAUUGUACUGACAUGUGGUCAAGUGCUGCAAAGAAAGACCUAGUUAAGCUGCAGCUGGCCCAGAACAGAGUGGCACGUCUUGCUCUUCAUUGUAAUCAGAGGGCUAAUAUAAAUACUAUGAAUGCCAGUCUAUCUUGGCUAAGAGUUGAGGAGAGACUGACUGCAUCUCUUCUUAUUUUUAUAAGAAACAUUAAUGUGUUGAAAAUUCCAAACUUAAACACAGCUCUGACAUACACACUUACCCCACCAGGGGUCUUUUCACAGUCCCCAAGUCCAGAACAAAUUCAACAUUAUUGCAUGGAACUCCUUCCAUCUCAUAUUGCUCAAAUGAACAGCAGGCCUGGUUAAAAAAACAGAUAAAACAACAUCUCAUGGCACAACGCCUCUCCCAUAUUUGACCUACAUAUUUUGUGUGUAUGUGUUGAUAUGUAGGCUGUGUGCCAUUUUUUUAUUGAUGUAGGUCUGUCCUUGAGCUGUUCUUGUUAAUCAAUGUUCUGUAUUAUGUCAUGUUUUGUGUGGACCCCAGAAGGAGUAGCUUCUGCUUUCGCAACAGCUAAUGGGGAUCCUAAUAAAAUACCAAAGAACACCUGUACUGUACUUGCUGCCCUAACUUUGGCCUCUUUCUGUGUGGACUAUGGGGUAAACUAAAUUAACCUCCUGUUUCAUCACUGGUUUUAGCAUUGCUAUGUCUCUAUGGAGAAUUGAGAUAUUAUACACAAAGGAUCGUAUGGGAUAAUAACAAAUAACAGUGGGUACAAGUAUAAGACAGACAUUUGUGGUGGAGAACCAUGGUCAGACUGCCAGCCAGGUUUAGAUGGGUUUAACGCAGUAUAACAAGUUUAAUAGAGCACAAUAUUCUGAUCCUAAAACGAGACAGAUUUAGUCUCCGAAAUCUUCCCGGAGUCCUCACACAGUGCCAGGAAAUUAGAGGGGAGAAUUUGCGUUAUGUUUUGAUUGUCUGUGUGUUUCCUAGAUACUGGUUAACGCACUUUCAGAAGCAGUCAUAGCCCUGAAGUGGAAACUUCAUUAUAUGCCUGGUUGGUCUCACUGCAUUCUGGAGCGUCUAUCACACACUGACCAUCUGAACCCUAUGACCCAGCGCUGACUUCUAUCUGACCUUGUUCAUUACAGUAACCGUUAUUAUAGAAUGUCAUUUUGGUCUAUUUGCUUUAGUGUAUUGUAUCUGUCUCUUUUUCUCUCUCUUUCACCCUCUCUCUCUCCUCUGCACAGACGGAGUCUAAAAGAAGGAAGUGAAACUCAGCCAAUCAGAGACUGUUCCUCAACAUUCUACUGCACUUUCAGAAGUGAAGCAAGGCCCACCUCAAGAGGGCACAGAAUACAAUCUGUCAUGACCAACAUCACAGGGUCCCAGAGAAACUGAAUCCAUCAACACAAGAUCUUUUGUUUAGUCACAAUGGCUCGUAUUCACGAGUUUGAAGUGUUUCAGAGUAGGAGUGCUGAUAUGCGAUCAGAUUUCCCUUUUAGAUCAUAAUGAAUAAGAUUAUAUUGACUGAGGAGACCUGAUCCUAGAUCUGCAC
This is a messenger RNA of Coregonus sp. 'balchen', 22850 nucleotides long. The record is from the annotation of a GenBank genome assembly. Lineage: Eukaryota; Metazoa; Chordata; Actinopteri; Salmoniformes; Salmonidae.